AACUUUGGCUACGACGUCGGCAACUUUGGGGGAGUCCAAGGCAUGCAAAGCUUCGGCAAACGGUUUGGCGAAUGUAAUGAAGCUGGCGUCUGCAAGCUUCCCCCAUGGCUGUCUUCUCUCAUGACCUCUCUGCCUUUCCUGGGCAAAGCUCUGGGUGCAAUCGCCUGUGGGUCGAUUGCGGAGCGGUUCGGACGCAAGAUGUGUGUUCUAGUUCUGGCUUGCUUGUCCUUCGUUGGCGUUCUUCUACAGACAACCGCAACGACGAGCGCACAAUUCACCGUGGGGAGAUUCAUCAGCUUCGCCAUGACGGGAAUGACUAUCGUCGUGGUCCCCAUCUACCUGGCCGAGACAUCACCAAAGGUCCUCCGCGGUAUGAUGACGUCCACGCUACAACUGAUGAUUGUCUUUGGCCAGUUGGUUGCUUCGCUGGUUACUUUUGGCACUCAGCACAUUUCGGGUGACAAGGGCUGGCAGAUUCCAGUCGGCCUGCAAUUUAUUGCCCCGGCAUUCAUCGUGGGCCUGCUACCUCUUGUCCCUGAGUCUCCCCGAUGGCUCCUCUCUCAGAGCAAGGUCGAAGAAGCAAAGGUGUCCCUGCGAAGACUGUACAAGAAUCAUACAGAGGCCGAAAUCGAGCAAGAGAUCGACAUCCUCCGUCAUGCUCACUCUACCGAGCAAAAGGGCUCCUGGGCAGAGGUUUUCAACAUGGACAACCGAAAGCGAACCAUGGUUGCUGUCAUUGCCAUGUUCGGCCAGCAGAUUACUGGUCAGGCCUUUUCCAGCCAGUACUCUGUCGUCUUUUACCAAUCCCAGGGCUACAAGAGCCAGGCGUUCCUAUUCAACAUCCUCAGUAACGUCACUGGUCUCGUCUGCCUCGUUACUACCUGGUUCUUGAUCGAUCAGGUCGGCAGACGCCCCAUGCUUAUGAUUGGUGGUUCCGGCAUGGCCAUCUUCCUCUUCAUCGUGGGCGGAGUUGGACUUGAGAAGAACCCUAAUGACUCUGAGAGAGCAGCAUUGGUGGCGUCUUUCAUCUUGUUUGCUUGUUCUUACAACCUGUCUUGGGCACCUGUUUCAUACGUGGUGGUAUCUGAAGCCGCUUCCACUCGAGUCAAGGAAAAGACGAACCUUUUUGCAUCCGUCAUAUCCAUCAUCACCACCUUUGUCACGUCUUUCACCAUCCCGUAUCUCCUUAACGCGCCGUAUGCCGCCUUGGGUGCCAAGGUCGGUUUCAUCUACGGCUCCAUCAACUGGGUCAUGGUUGGCGUAGCUUACUUCUUCAUUCCGGAAAUGAAAGGCCGGAGCCUUGAAGAGGUUGACGAGCUGUUUGCGGCUGGAACAGCGAUGCGGGACUUU
Trichoderma reesei QM6a is the source of this 1350-nucleotide messenger RNA. RefSeq lists its product as uncharacterized. NCBI's taxonomy places the organism in Eukaryota, Fungi, Ascomycota, Sordariomycetes, Hypocreales, Hypocreaceae. Gene Ontology annotation, biological process: transmembrane transport; carbohydrate transport. Gene Ontology annotation, molecular function: carbohydrate:proton symporter activity. Gene Ontology annotation, cellular component: membrane. The transcript is spliced from 4 exons. The record is from RefSeq and is a predicted model, not a curated record. The annotation marks the transcript as partial.